Pseudoliparis swirei is the source of this 3970-nucleotide messenger RNA. RefSeq names its product Rho guanine nucleotide exchange factor (GEF) 25b (gene arhgef25b). The transcript is spliced from 19 exons. The coding region runs from base 1175 to 3142 and encodes 655 amino acids. Gene Ontology annotation, cellular component: cytoplasm; plasma membrane. The record is from RefSeq and is a predicted model, not a curated record. Gene Ontology annotation, biological process: axon guidance. Gene Ontology annotation, molecular function: guanyl-nucleotide exchange factor activity. NCBI's taxonomy places the organism in Eukaryota, Metazoa, Chordata, Actinopteri, Perciformes, Liparidae.
CGUAUACAAUGUCCAAGAAACCUUUGCAGCAAGCCACCAUCAAGCCAUUCUGUUGGUAAUAGACAACGUCUGGAAGCACCGAGUCAUCAGAGAGGAUGCUAUCCGAGUCGGACUCGCUCCCCGACAGAGCAUCGUCGUCCUCAUCGGGGCCUGAGCCCAGGUGGACGUCCUUUGCUGCAGUGGCCAUCUUCCAGCAGCAGAACAGGAAUUGAAAACCCCCCAAAAUGCUGCGGCUCAUCAGAUAAUCUAUAUGUCACGGGAUUCGUGCCCUCACCCGUGGAUUUCCCCCCAAAGCACCAAGGAUCAGCCAAUACCAAGGUUCUGUUCAGUAACAUUCUUUAUUUAAUUCAGCAGACCGCAAGACUGCGCCUCUGCUCACUCCCUUUCCUUCCACUCUGUUAACAACUCUUUGCUGCUCUUUUAUGGGUGCAGCGUCAGCUGCUGACUUAUUGUCAAUCAGCCAGCAGCCAAGGCCAAUUAGAGACUCCACCGCCCUAGCUGCCACACUAUAUUAUCAAAUUAAUUUGUUUUAGAAAUAGGGGUGAUUUAAAACCAAUCAUAGUUUAAUUAUAAUUGGCCUUGGGAUCAUGACUUGUAGUAAUUUAGCUCAUGUGCUGUUACAAUUUUGCUGUUGUUUAUGUGGCAAAUAAAGCCCUGCUUUCUAUUUUUUAAGUGUUCUGUUUUAAGUACAUUUUCAAUUGAAAUUAACUUAAUUUAUUUAACGGACAGCAUCAGACUUCUUUGGCCUAGGAUUUGAAGUGGUCCUCCACUCUCCUGAUUAGUUUCGUCCUCUCAGUGACAUUCCUCAGAUAAGAUAAGAAACCGCUUAAGAUGAACCAAAAAUAGGAAAGAGAGAGAGGUGAAAUCUAGAAGAAAAGUGGUGUAAUUAGCUCAAUCACUCUUUUUGUUCCGUUAGUUCCUCCCUACUUCUAAAUCAGUCACACGUAUCCCUUUAAUACAGCUACAAAUAAAAGGCUUGUUGAAGGGGACAUUAUGUUUAUGAUCGAACUUUAACUUGUGAACUGUUUAAUCUGUCUUUUGUGUGAGGUUUCAGACACCAGCCCAGAGAGACUGUUGGAGAACCAGGACAUUCAGACGCAGUUCAAGUGGACCAGGAAGUCCAGUGAGGCUGCAGGAUGCAAAGUCUUGAGUCUAGCAGCAGCAGUGGAUCAUCAUGAGAGGGGGUCACCACCAGAGAGGCUGUGGGUGUCAGCACCUGUUCAGAAAACUUCUCAGCAAAUGUGGCUGCUGCUUUGUUGGAGUUCGAGUGGAGUCGUACUCUGUGGCGGCCAGUACCGGCAGCAUCACCCCAUCAGUGAGCCCUGUGCCCCAUCAGGCCUCCGGCAGCUCCAGCCCCUGCUCACACUCGUCUGGGGGAUCACGGCACCCUGUCAGCACUCUCAAGAAAUGGCUUACCAACCCUGUCCGCAAGCUGAGUUCUGAUGCCAGAGGAGGAGCGGGAAAAGUUGAGAAGCAGAUGUGCCGGUCAGACAGGAGGCAGCCUGCGUCGCUCCUUUCCCUCAGUGAAACUCAGCCAAGGCUUGUGGGUCCUCAGGUCAACGACGCCGUCCUCCCUUCAGGAGAUACGGUGGUGACAGAUGGUCUGUUGAGUCCUACAGCUCCUCCAACACAGAGCUACUUAUCUGACCUCCUGCAAGGCAGAGACACUCAGACUCCAUGUCACAGAUCCAGCAUCAACACUCUCCAAGGGGAAGACGGCUGCACUGUGACUGACGACUCAGCGAGCCAGUGGUCUGCGACAGUGGACAGUGAAGAGGAGAAAACCAUUGCCCUGGAGAAGAGCAUGUAUGUGCUGACGGAGCUGAUAGAGACCGAACGGUUGUAUGUGGAAGAUCUUGGACUCAUAGUACAGGGCUAUAUGUGCACUAUGGUCAAUCAAGGAGUUCCAGAGGACCUGAAAGGAAAGGACAGGAUUGUGUUUGGAAACAUCCAUCAGAUCUACGACUGGCAUAAGGAUUAUUUCCUGGGAGAGUUGGAGAAAUGUGUUGGUGAUCCAGACAGCCUGGCCCAGCUCUUCAUCAAACACGAGCGGCGUCUUCACAUGUAUGUGGUUUACUGUCAGAACAAACCCAAAUCAGAACACAUUGUCUCUGAGUUCAUUGAGACCUACUUUGAGUAUCUCAGGCAGCUGCUGGGUCACAGGUUGCAGCUCAAUGAUCUGCUCAUCAAACCUGUUCAGAGGAUCAUGAAGUAUCAACUCCUGCUGAAGGACUUCCUGAAGUACUACAGCAAAGCAGGAAGAGAUGUUGAGGAGCUGCAGAGGGCGGUGGAGGUGAUGUGUUUUGUUCCAAAACGCUGUAACGAUAUGAUGAAUGUGGGCAGGCUCCAAGGUUUUGAGGGUAAAAUCACGGCUCAGGGGAAGCUGCUGCAGCAGGAUACCUUCUCUGUCAGCGAGCCGGAAAGUGGCUUCCCGUCCAGAGCAAAGGAGAGGAGGGUCUUCCUGUUUGAGCAGCUCGUCAUCUUCAGUGAGCCAAUCGAUAAGAAAAAGGGCUUCUCUUUGCCCGGGUACACGUUUAAAAACAGCAUCAAGGUCAGCUGCUUGGGUGUGGAGGAGCACCAUGAGAAUAAUCCAUUCUGUCUGGUCUUGACCUCCCGCGGGACUGAUGCCAGUGUGACACGCUUCAUCAUGCAGGCGUCGUCUCCGGAAAUACAGCAAGCUUGGCUCGAUGACGUGGUCCAGAUCUUAGAGACUCAGAGGAACUUCCUUAAUGCCCUUCAGUCUCCAAUAGAGUACCAACGCAAGGAAAGCAAGUCCAACAGCCUGGGCAGGAACGUGAAGUCUCUAACUGCGUCAGCAUCUGGCCUGCGACCUCACUCCUCUGCAUCCAUGGAGCGACGCCAGCAGCCCUACAUGCUGUCUUACAACACCUCCCUGCCCUCUCUGCAUCCAGCACGCCACAGCCCGGCCUCGAAGGUGCUCUCUAGUCCUUGUGCUGCCACACCUGAAGCAGUUCUGCCUCCACUUCCGUCCCACCAGCAGCUCAGUGUGUGCCCCAAUGGCCUGACACCCUUCAGCCAGCAGAGCAUGCAGGGUGUGACUGCAAGUUUCCAGGUGACCGCAGUGGACGAGGGCGCACAUGGACCAAAGCAUCUGGAUCAGCUGAAGGAGAGCAAGCAGUAAUGACCUGCGGAGACAAAUGAACUCACUUUACCUCCCUGAUGGAGGAGGUGCUCCGUCAGCAAUGUUUAUUUUACUUCUGUACAGAAGUCGUCAAGGUCUCAGUGUCUACAAUCUUCACAUUUUAUCCUAAAUGUACCUCCCUUAAAUACCACUAUGGUUUAUUCUAACCUGGCUUUAAUAUUUGUAAUCAUUUUGUUUUUAUUGUGUGUGUGUGUGUGUGUGUGUGUGUUUGUGUUAACAUACUCAAGUCUACAGAUGGUGAUGACAGAUGACAAGAAAUGGAUGAAAAUAGGCUUUUGAACCACCACAGAGACUGAACUUCAUAUUUGUAUAUGUAUAUAUUUCUUACUUUUUCCAUUGAAAAGUAUAGGGUGGAUAUUUUUGUAAUGCUUGAUAUUUUCAUAAGGGACCACUUCUAUUGUAUUCCACUCCGAGGACUCUGAUCUCAAUUUCCUCUACGCAGUCAUGCUAUAAAUUAUGAAAAGUGACUGCAGGUUCUAGCUUCACAGUGCAGGGCUCUGAAUCCAGAAGAGUUCUGUAUGUCUGAGCGUUCUCUGCGGAUUAGCAAAUAGCUGUGUUUUCCCUUUGGUGAGCUACUUUAACCCCGUCAUUGUUAGACUGUUGUCUGAAUAUAACACAGUAGCAAACUCACAUAAAGCUCAUAUUCUAAAAAAGCAGACGGAGGAAAAAGGGACCGGAGAUAAAAACAGAGGUGCUCCCCUGUCACUGUCAUCUUGAAUGUAAAUAAUCUCAUGUGGGAUCGUAUCAUGACAACUCUUUGACUUUUGGUGACUUGAUACACACAGAAUAAAAAAGGAAUGCUGUUCA